This is a messenger RNA of Mytilus trossulus (common blue mussel), 4588 nucleotides long. RefSeq lists its product as uncharacterized. The transcript has 9 exons. Gene Ontology annotation, cellular component: nucleus; cell cortex; apical plasma membrane. The record is from RefSeq and is a predicted model, not a curated record. Gene Ontology annotation, molecular function: protein binding. Lineage: Eukaryota; Metazoa; Mollusca; Bivalvia; Mytilida; Mytilidae. The coding region runs from base 183 to 4400 and encodes 1405 amino acids. Gene Ontology annotation, biological process: regulation of cellular localization; establishment or maintenance of cell polarity; centrosome cycle.
CAAGGUUACUACACAAAGCUUUUGGGUAAGGUGACAGGUGCGAGGAUUUAAAAAGUGUUAAACUUGAAAUCAUGACUGGACAGAGCAAACAGUAUUGAAAUAAACUUUGGUAUGGGUUGAAAAAGAUAAAAAGUGGAAAUGGAAGUGGGUUAGAAUUAGGAUAUUGACAUUCAUGGCGCGAAAUGUUUAUUAAUCAAACAAAAAAUCGAUCUCAUGAACACCUGUCUCCAUCAGAUAGACUUCAUGAAAAUGAUAAUGGUUAUCAUGAAAAACACGAAACACACCAGGAACAAGAUCAAAAUAUUGAACCACUGAUGGAUUUUACUGAUACAGAUAAAAUUUUCAAUAACAACAAUGAAAGCACUGGUCAAGUUAACAUGACAAUUCCAUACAACAAAUAUUUGACAUCAGACUUUGACAUAAAAAGGGAUUCUAAAAAGUCUGGAUUAAUAAAAUAUCCUUGGAUAAAUAGGACUGACAAGUCAGAAAUAGAAUUGAAUAUGGAGUCGUGCUCGAAAAGGACUUUUGCUGAUCCCAGGAGAAGAAGUACAAGUGAUAUAAAGGAUUUUCCUGGAAGAGAAAGAUCUUCCUCUGUAUCAAGUCAGUCUGAUUACUUCCAAAACUUGUAUAAAAAAUAUCCACAGGCCUUCCAGUAUAGAUCCUCAGAUGCCAGAGGCCAUCGUCAAACCAGGAGAAUUUUUAAUUCAGGUCUCCGUGUUCAUUUUGAAGAUGACUCGUCUUCUGUUAUAGAUACGGGUAGUGUUUGUUCUGAAAGGCCAGUUUCCAAGUGGGAUAGAGGAAUCGAAAAUAUGUUGGGGUCUAGAAUUGAAGUGGACCGUGACUGUUUGACAAGUCCAACACCCUCGAUGAUGUCUGACUCAUCCACAAGGAAUAGGCUGACAGCUACCUCAGAUACACUUAAACGUUUAUUACAACACAGGAAAUAUCAUAGUGCAAAGCUUGCAAGUGACAUCGAAUAUAAGUUAAAAAGGUCAAGCAUAAGCUCCGACAUUUCAAAGAAAAAUCAAGACCCUCUUAGUGCUUUAGCAAAAGAAUUAGAAUACAGAGAACAAAUGCUUCAGUCAAUGAAUAGAAAAUAUAAGCAAGACCAUUAUAAAAAUGAAGGGCAUUAUAUGAACAAAUCUUCACAUUGGAGAGUUCAUAGCCCAGAUUCCACUCCUGAUAGUGCAAUAGAUGUUGACACCUCCUCUGUUAAAUCUUCAGGUUCAGUGGACAAGCAAAUAAAUACUCAGUCAAAAACUCAGGAUAUGCAGUCAUAUGGUCAAAAUAGAGGCUAUGUAGAGGCUGAAAACAUCCAUCGCAAGCAAGGAAAAAUAUUAGUACGGAAAGGUGUUGUGCAUAAAGAUUCUGAUGUUGAUUCUGGUAUAGUACCUGUCAAUGAUGAUAUACAGUUAGAUCCUCCAUCAUAUAAUUCUACUAUGUAUUCAAGAUCAGAUGCAUAUGACUUGCCAGUUGGUCAUACACAAAAUCUUUACAAACCAGGUCAAAGGUCAAGGCCAUCACCAAUCAAAGCUGACCACAGUUUAACCUUAAAUCUGAAUUACAGUGACCCCACAGAUGAGGAAGAUUCAAUAGCUCAAGAAAUUAUAACAGCUAAAAUGUCAACUGAUUUACAUAUAUUACCUCAGAAAAAUCGUCCUAACAGCAAGGUCCAUUUUGAGGAUGAAAUAGAUGAUACUGAUCCACGACUUGGAAUUCCUGCUAUGACUGGAGAGGAGAAAACAAUUGCUGAAAGAUACAGGCGACGGAAGUCUCCAAUGCCCUUUGUUGUUCAUAGAACUUGUGUUUCUUCUAGAGAUGAAAGACCAAAAACAAACAGUCAGAAUAGACAAUCUAGAAGUGAUAAUCGUGUCUCUAUUUUAUGUUCUCCCAGAGAUUCGACAAAUUUUAAUCAUUUUAAUGGUGCCAGUAAUGGAAAUUUGAAAAAAGCAGAUAGCCAGGAAGUUUUGUAUUCACAAAAACUUGAAAAGUUGAAACCUAAGGAAAAGUAUUCAGCAUACUAUAGUUCCCAACCAAAUCUUUCAAUGACCAAUAAGUAUUUAUCAACAAAUGAACAGCACUUGAAAGAACAGUCAAAUGGAUAUACACAUUCUGUGGCCAAUUAUCAAACAAACAAAAAGUCUGGCAUGGUUGAUGAGCAUGAACAAGUCUUCCAAAAACAAGUGAAUGGUGUUCUUUUUCAGGAAACAAAACCACUUUCAAAAUCUCAGCCAAAUUUAGCUCCUGUUAUGAAGAGUUCAAACAAAGGGAGAUUAUCCUUAUCACGAGCCUCAUCAUCAAAUUCUGACCAAUCAUCUCAUACUUUAAUGUCUUCCCAAUUAGCUUUAAAUGUAGCAGAACAAAAUAUGAAUGAAAUGACAAGAACAAAUCACAGUGUUCCAUUCAGUGCUAAAAAUACUAAGAAAAAACUUCAUUUUAAAAAAUACUUCAAAACCAAGAGAGGCAAAUAUAACCCUUCUCUUGAAGAGAACUGUUAUCCUGCAGAACUAGGUCAUGGAAUUUCUAUGCCAGAUCUGACAGGAGAUAUGCCUAAGGAGAAUGUGCAAUAUUCUAAAUUAUCAAAGCAUCAUCGAAGUCUGCAAAAUAUUUACUUCCGAUCAAAAGACUUAGAAAGUGGUUCUGAUGAAGAGGAUGUCCAACAAAAACCCUUACAAUCUGUCAAACCUAAACAUAAAUCAAAAGGCAGUGCAAUACAUUAUAAUAAUACAUGUGAUAACGUGACUGACGGAGACUCAGGAGUUGAUGAUAAACUUCCAAAAUUACGUACUAAUGGAGGAUAUAUAAACAGUUAUAGUAGUGAUAGCUCAGAUCAAAAUAUUGUCAAACAGCAUUCAAAACCAAGGUAUCAGCCAAAAAGAACAGAAUCAGACAGUAGUUCUUGUCUAAGUGCAAGUGGUGAGACGUUUCAGAAAGAUUUGAGAAGAAAAACAAAACUGACACCAUAUGAAUCAUCUGUAGUUCACUUGGAUAAACAAGGAAUAAAUGUAAAUGAACUAAUUGAUAGUGAUUCUGAUAGUUUUUCUGCCAAACGUGUUGUAAUUGACAAAGUUCAAGCUAAAAAAAAUGUACAUACUCUACCAAACACUGGUGCUAUACAUGAACAAGUGAUUGAAAUGAAUCUUGCACAUGAAAGAAAGUAUAAAAAGAAAGGAGACUUUCACGAAACUCCUGCUAAAUUAUCAAAUCCAAAAUUAACUGUUCCACAUUAUCCGAAACCUGAAGUUAUACCAACAAGUCAACAUUACUAUCUAGACAAUGAUCAUGGUCAACACAAUGUUUGUGAUAAGAUAGUUUCAGAUCAUCAAAAUGUUUGUGCUAGAAGAUCUGUUUCAUCCUCUGUUUCAUCAAUGUCGUCACAAGAACAAGUACACCAUUAUAAUGAAAAAGAUUUAGAAUUAACAAAUGACUAUGGUAAGGGAAGUAACUCUGAUAGAACAUAUGUUAUCCAAAGGAAAUCAUCAGUGGAAGAAGUUCAACAUCCAAUAGAAUCAAGUGCAGUCUUUAACAAAAUUAAAGCUGAAGGAAUGCCAGCACAUAUUUAUGCAGAAGUUAAUUUAAAGUCAAAAAUAGAAGGAGAAAACAACCAAGAGGGAAGACAACUGCAUAGUAAACUUUCUGCAAGUACACCUGAUAUAGCUGCUAAUUUUGACAAAUGUGUGGAUAUUGACAUUGAAGGAAAUCAACCGAUUCCUGACAAAAGAUGGAACAGAGAGUCAAACCUUUUAAAAUCCAAAGAACUUAGCUCCUCUAGGCAAUCUUUAUCAGAUAAAAUGGGAGGUAUAAAGAAGUCUGCUAAAAGCAAGUUUAAAGCAAUACGUAAAGCAGUCAGCAUGGACAAAGGUAUAGAUGACAUUGGUAAUGAAGGUCAAACAAAGGUCAAGGACAAGAAAAAGUCAAAGGAAAAGAAAGGAUUAUUUGGAUUUUUUUCAAAGAAAAAGUCAAAACAAAAGGCAGAAAAAGCCAUUGAAUUAAGUGAGCCUUCCCCAGAUGCAGAAAAUGCAGCAGCUUCUGGCCAAAAUUUUGAAUUGAACUCAUGCAACUCCAUAGACUCUGUACAGGAAGGUCAAACUGGAAGUCGUCUUUGCCAUAUUAAUUCAGAUGGCACACAAGUGAUAGAAAUUCAUAAGCCACAAAAUAAAGCUAUAAAUUUCUUCAUCUCUAGGGGAAAUGCUCAGUUUAAGCAUGGUGUGUUUGUUUCACGUUUUAUAAGCAGUCCGACCAACAUGUAUUCAGGACUUCUGUCUGUAGGUGAUGAGAUCAUUGAAGUGAAUGGACUAAAAGUUCAGGACUUACUAUUAGAUGAUGCCUACAGUCUCCUCAGCAAUGCUGAAAAUCUUGUCAUAACUAUACUACCUCUAUUAGCCAGAAAAGAUAUUUAAUGUAGUAUUUUAGGAAACUUGUGAUAAUACUCCUAGCUGAUAUAUGUUGUAUUAAACCAUUUUAUUUAGCUUAGUAUGACAAUAUGGACAUCCAAAAAACAAUUUUUAUUAAUGGCUCUUUUAGCUAACAGAACAGAAACAGAUAAUGCACAAUACUGGUUAAUUAAAGUUGACAUACUUUUUCAAAA